Molecule: messenger RNA, 1254 nt
Organism: Gilbertella persicaria
Lineage: Eukaryota; Fungi; Mucoromycota; Mucoromycetes; Mucorales; Choanephoraceae
Exons: 1
Coding region: 14-1225 (403 amino acids)
Biological process (GO): SCF-dependent proteasomal ubiquitin-dependent protein catabolic process
Cellular component (GO): SCF ubiquitin ligase complex
Molecular function (GO): protein binding
Source: RefSeq, a predicted model, not a curated record
CUUUCUUUUCAUUAUGAUGCGUAUUUUCUAUUUUAACAAGGACAAUCCACAUGAUCCCUUGACUUUAUUAAGCCCUCGUCCACUUCAUUUUCCUCCUGAGAUUAUUCAGCGUAUUGUAGACUAUGUACCUCGCACAAAUCUACCUGCCAUUGCGAGUGUCAAUAGAGUAUGGCAUGCGACUGUCAUGCCUGUCUUGUAUCGACACUUGUAUAUCCGAACAUGGCCUCAUUGGCUACUGUUGGUCAGAACAUUCAGCCAACCAUCUUUCUCAAGCCAUUAUGGUCCUUGUGUCAACUCAUUGGUCCUUCAACCUUCGCCUCGUUUAGUCUCGUCUCAACUGACAAGUGCAUUAAAUCAACGGGUGAUUGAAAAUGAUGAUGCACUUCAACCUUCACUCAGGGGAUAUGUACGUCUAGAACGCGUGGAUUAUCAAAAGACAGGGCUAGAGACGAUCGAGACACCUAUGCUGGAUAACGAAGAACACGAGAAUUAUUCAGAAAUCGACACCACACACAAAGAAUCUGAAUGGCUGGCUAGCGUGACAGACGACCAAGUAUGCUGUGUGCUAAGACAUGCCUCUCAGCUAGAGUAUCUUCAGUUAUCCGGCUGUGAAAAUGUAGGGGACUCGAUCAUGUCCACCUUGGCUGUGACUAAAUCCAUGCCUCAGAGUAAAUCCAUGGUGGGUCUCUGGUUAAGUCUGUUGAGAAACAUGACACCCUGGGGUCUUUUACAACUCAUACAGGCAGAGAAACAAUAUGGACUACCAAAGCGAUUAAAGCAUCUCGAUCUAGGCUUUCAAGUCUUGAUGACUGAUGAAGCCAUCCAUCAGAUCGCAAGUUAUUGGGGAUCAUCACUCACGCAUAUCCGACUGAACUCUAUCUACCAACUCACGGAUCAUGCUAUCCUGUCUUUGGCAGAACAUUGUCCUCAUCUGCAACUACUGCACCUUGUACGUUGUUGGCCUGUCACUAAUGCUGCUCUGCACACACUAGCUCAGCAUGGCAAACAACUUAAAUAUGUCUCUGUGUCUUUUUUGAGUCGAUCAAAUGAGGAAGGCAUCAAGCAUUUGAUACAUCAGUGUCCUGAGCUUGUUUGGUUGGAUAUCACAGGCUGUGGUAUCAAUUCCAUUUUCAAGUCCAUCAUUAUUGAAGGAUGGAGAGACUAUCGUAGACAACAUCAUCUUCCCCCUGUUUAUAUUAAAGAUGGAGCAAUAAACUUACUUUAGACUGAUUGUACAACCCUAUAAAUAAUUUU